AUGCUCUCGCUGCCCUUUGCCGGGCACCGCUGGCAAUGUGCCCAGGGCCCCAAGGAGCAGAGGGGGGACUUCUUCCCCCGCUGGGCGUCGCAGCUCUUUGGGCCUUUCCGCCCAGGCGACGUGGUGGCAGUAGAUCAGCACACCAACCAGCGGCACCUGCACGCGGAGGUGGUCCGAGAACUGGUGGAAGGUCUGGAGCACGAUGAGCUCUUCAGCGGGUUGCUGAGGAGAUGCGAGCUGCUGCUGCGGCUGGGCGACGGCUCGCUGCGGCAGAUCCCCCGGCGGCGCUGCGUGCGGGUCUUCGCGCGCGACGAAAACGAGCGGCGCGUGUUGCUGGUGCACGAGACCUUCGCCUACCGGCGGCUGGCCAAGACCCAGGUGGGCCAGGCGGAUGCGGUGCUCGAGAUCGGCUCUUCCUUCGGAGAUUGCACUCACAUCCUGGCCUCCCACGCGCGCGAGGUGCUGGGCAUCGACAACAGCCCAGAAUUGGUGGAGGAGAGCCGGCGCCGGUACCCCACGCUGCACUUCGAGCUGCUGGACGCGCUGAGUGAGCCCGAGCAGCUGGCGGAGCUCUGCAGAUCGCUGUGCGCCGGAAGUGGCGGCGGCUUCAAGGUCUUUGUGGACAUCGGUGGGGACCGCCUGGGGGGCGCCGUGUGCCGGGCGCUGGUGCAGCUGUGGCACAUCUGCGAGGAGAUCGGCGUUUUGCCCAGCCUGGUGGUGGUGAAGUGCAAGAGCCUCGCGGCGAACGCCGCGAACGCCUGUGAUGCCCGGGGUGACAUCUGCGAGCUGCCGGCCUGGUGGCAGGCCUGCUCUGCGGUGACCAGCGUGCGCCAGAGGAAGAAGCUGGCAGGUGGCCUAUGGACAGGGAAGAGUUCCGGCGUUCCCGCUCUGACAGGCAGCCUCGAGACCCUCCAGCCGUAG
Effrenium voratum is the source of this 921-nucleotide messenger RNA. Lineage: Eukaryota; Dinophyceae; Suessiales; Symbiodiniaceae. The record is from the annotation of a GenBank genome assembly.